AUGGCUUAUUUAUUUGAUAACCCCUCGUCUACCAUUGUUGCUGAUUCUCAUUAUUUUUUAAUCGAUCGUAAUUACCCUGAUUCUCAUUAUUUCGCUGGUUCCUGCAAUGGAUUGAUCUGUUUGAUUCAUGAAGCUGACACUUACACCGAUGACGAGUACAAGUUCCAAUUAUGGAAUCCAGCUACUAGAAAAUUAUCUCAAGAAUUUGGAUAUUCUCAUCAUUCAAGGUUAGGCUUUACCUUCAAGUUUGGUUGUGAUGACUCCACUUGCACUUUUAAAGUGGUUGCGUACCGUUUCAUUCAUGGUAGAUAUACAAGUGAGGUGAAAGUUUUUACUAUCGGUGAUAAUGUUUGGAAAAAUAUUGAUAGUUUCCCCAUUGUUCCUAUUGCCUUUGAGUUUAGACAUUGGAGGAGUAAUUGCUCCGAUGGUUGUGUGUUUUUAAAGAGCUCUCUUAACUGGUUGGCUAUUCACAAGGAUAUCGAGAAGGACCUUCACGACGAGUACACGCCAAACUUCCACGAAAAUUGGACUUCUCUUAGGAGGGACAUUACUGUUGAGGACCUUGUUAUUGUUUCACUCGAUCUGGGGAUAGAGACAUACCAUCGAUAUCUAUUGCCUCAGGGUUUUGAUAAGCUGCCGCGUGUAGAGCCAACCAUUAGUGUGUUGGGGGAAUGGCUUUGUUUUCCUUAUUUUCACGAGGGAACUGAUAUGGUUAUAUGGCAAAUGAGGAAAUUAAGAAUUGAAGAGUCUUGGAUUCAAUUUUUUAAAAUUAGUUAUGACGUUCUUCAGUUAUACUAUGACUUUAGUGACAAUCAUAUUCAGUUAUUGCCAUUGUUUCUUUCAAAGGAUGGUGAUUCAUUGAUACUGUCUAGUAAUGUUAAUUAUGAUGGGGAAGCAAUUAUUUAUAACUGGAAAGGAAAGAUAAUAGUGCGCAACAGAUAG
Messenger RNA from Vicia villosa (hairy vetch), 942 nucleotides. RefSeq lists its product as uncharacterized. The record is from RefSeq and is a predicted model, not a curated record. Bases 1 to 942 code for a protein of 313 amino acids. NCBI's taxonomy places the organism in Eukaryota, Viridiplantae, Streptophyta, Magnoliopsida, Fabales, Fabaceae. The transcript has a single exon.